UCGUGCUCAAUGCGCUGUAGAUUGUGCGCCAGAGAGCGGGGCAGACAGUACUACGGCAGCAUCUACUCUGUUACCGGAGGACGACUGUUCUCAGUCCCUGAGGGUUACUGCUGUUGUGCAGAGUCCCGUAAACUGAGCCUGUAGGCUACGUUUUCGCUGGUGCAUCCCUCAGAAUAUUCUGAGUAUUGUUUUUUAGGAGCGUGGACAUUUCCGUUUUCAAAAGAAACACAGUCUCUGGGUCUUGAAGUCGGUUGUGUUAACCCCGUUUUCCCAGAGACGCACAAACGACGCACUCCAGAGGAGUCCACCUGGAUAGCUGACAAAGCCGUCCGGUCCCGUUCGAGGUCCUGUGGGGAGAGACGGUGAGGAGAAGUUAGCGCGAAAGGCAAGAGCGAGAGAAGACAGGAUGAAUCUCAAGAGUCAUUUGAUUUUCACCCUCUACACUAUUUAUGGGAUUCUUCUGAAAGUGAUGGCUUCAAAGGGCAAAGUUCGAGGCAUUAGCGGUCAGUACCCUCUGGUUCAGAACAUGACGGUGACAGAGGGUGGGACGGCGAACCUGACCUGCCGUGUGGAGUAUAAUGACAACACCUCCCUCCAGUGGUCAAACCCAGCACAGCAGACCCUCUUUUUCGGGGACAAGAAAGCUUUAAGGGACAACAGGAUUGAGCUGGUGCGUGCAUCAUGGUCAGAGUUGACCAUCAGUAUCAGCGAUGUCACGCUGUCUGAUGAAGGCAUGUACACCUGUUCCCUCUUCACCAUGCCCGUCAGAACAGCCAAAGCCUACCUGACUGUUCUAGGUGUGCCAGAGAAGCCGGAGAUCGAUGGCCUGACAAAGCCUGCCAUGGAGGGAGACCACAUCACUCUGACCUGCAUCACUCAGGGCAGCAAGCCCGCCGCUGACCUCCGCUGGUUCAGGAAUGAAAAGGAGGUCAAAGGUGCCAAAGAGGUGAAUGCAAGUGGGAAGACAUUUACAGUACGGAGCUCUCUGCAGCUGCACGUGGACAGAAAUGAUGAUGGAGUGGCCUACACCUGUAAAGUGGACCAUGUGGCACUCACACAGACACCACAGCAGGCCACUGAAGUACUGGAGGUCCACUAUGCUCCUCGUGUGGAGAUCAUCCACUCCCUUGCAGUCCCUCAGGAGGGUCAGUACUUAAAGCUGGAAUGUGUGUCCAAAGGAAACCCUUCGCCAGAUCCUGUGAUGUGGACAAAGGACGGGGGUGAACUUCCUGACCUGGACCGGAUGAUUGUAGAGGGGAGGGAGCUCACCUUCACUUCACUCAACAAGACAGACAAUGGCACCUACCGCUGUGAAGCCAGCAACCACCUAGGGACCAGCAAUGCUGAAUAUGUACUCUACGUCUAUGACGUCCCCACAACUCUGCCUCCAUCCACCACUCCCCCCCUACAUCCCAUCCCUCCAGAUCCUACUGCUCUAUUAGGCACCCACGCCUCAGACCCCACAGUCACUGGCAACAGAGAUCCCAAUGCUGUGGGGCAGCACGGCACUGACCAUGCCUUGAUCGGAGGAGUGGUGGCUGUAGUGGUCUUUGUCACCUUGUGUUUAAUCAUUGUUCUGGGAAGAUAUCUGGCCAGGCAUAAAGGAACAUACUUGACAAACGAGGCCAAAGGAGCAGACGAUGCGCCCGACGCCGACACAGCCAUCAUCAACGCUGAGGGCAACCAUGCACACGCAGAAGAAAAGAAAGAAUACUUCAUUUAGACUGCAGAGGGAGCUGUGCAGCUCUCUCCUUCCCCUUUCCCUCUUUUAAUCUCUGUAUCUCUUUUUCUCUCUCUCUUUCUCCCCCGUUUCUUCUCCACCUCUGACCACUGCCCACAUCGUGUCAACAAGGAACCCGCCGGCAGUCCAUAGACAGAGGGGUUCCCCAAGUGUUUUCAUAUUAUUGCCUUUUGUUGAGCCCAUUUCUAUCAUUUACAUCUUGUCUUUCUUUCUGGCUUUUAUUUUCCUUUUUUUAGGCAGCCGGUUUUCACAGGCAACUUGCUGUUGCUCCUGAAGCUGUCCCCUUUCUCAUAUUUUUCCUCAUCUCUGACAUGAAUUCCUGGAAGUCUGUAUAUCUACCAUGACUGCUUCUUACAUGACCCCAAGUUCAUCCUCUCUCCCUCCAAGCAGACACCCAAACACAUACUAUAUUCCCUUUGUUCACACACAUCCACAAACACAUAUCAUAUCUCACAUCAACACGGUGCCUAAAAAUACAGACGCCAUUGAACUUCUGUCAAUGCCUUCAUGUAUCGUCUGUCAGUAGCAAUGUAAAUGCUUCGUAGAUGGUUAACUGGACCAUCAUUUCAUUGCUUAUCUCACAGCUUUUGAUUAUGCAUUGCGUCUUUUUUAUUUGAAUGAAGAUCUUUGCUGUUUACGCCUUAUACAUGUCUAUCACACUGAAUAUGGUACUUUUAGAUGAUCCACCUCCCUCCAAUCCCAUCCCCUCUAAAUACACUUGUAAUUAAACAGUUGACCCUUGUAAGAUAAGAAGAAGGUUUUGUGUAACACUGUAGCAAGGUUUGUCAGAUAAGUGUAUAGUAUGAUUUUCAUUAUUAGGGUAGGGGUAAUAAAAAGGUAGUGUGGUGUUGUUUAGAGCAGAGAAUACACACAGAUGCUAGAUGAAGCAUUCCAUCAAAUAAACACAAUCAAGUAUAUAAAACCAUUUGCUAAAUCUGCUGUCCCUAUGUACUUUUGUCUGUAUAUUCCUGCACUGUCCAGGCUGCAGUUUAGCGAAACACCAACACCCUCAGUGUCCUCUUGACAGCUUACAGUAGUUUGUGAUUCACAUAAAGGGUUCAGGUGUACAGAAUGAGUCAAUCUCCUCUCUCUCUAAAAGUUGUAUAAAUUGUAUUGAAAUGAGUUUAGCUUUUCACGUUGAAUUAUUUUGUUUAUGUUUAUGUCACAUUGGAAUCAUUUUAAGGCUUAAGGACCCCGUGAAAUGUAAAAUUAAACAUUAGGACGUAAUACAGGAAAAAAAUAAGUUCACAGUUACAGUAUGUACAGGAAAUUUAGUGUUAAAUAAAUUUUCCUCACUCUUUUAGUAAUGUCAUUUUGAUCGAUACCUCUUGUAAGCUUGAGGUCCAGGCAGCUUUCCACAGUGGUUUGUAUACAACUUCCUGUUCAUUUACUGGCCCAUAGAUAAGCAUCUAAUCAUAUUAUGAUUUUAUACAAAAAGUGAUAAUGUCAGUUUGACUAAAAUCACAUUUUCUGUUUGUAUCGCCACCUAAAAAAUUUAAACAGUUUCUAACAAUUUAGUUGAUGUAGAUAUCACCAACGUGUUGUACACUCCCACCUGUCAAACUGCAUAACUGCUCUUCUUGUUUCCAUUUUGUCAGAGUUGCUCUCCAUGAACUGAACUUUGAUUUCCAUUUCAUGGGGUCUUCAAGGGAAAAAAAGAAAGGAAAUAGUGUGUGAGUGCCAGGUCAUAGAUCUGCAGGGGCCUCCUUUCCAAAACUAAAAACUGAAGACAAAUAGAGAAGCACAAAAAUGUCUGAAUGAGUAAAUGUGUUCCUUUGCCAACAACUAGAUUGCCUUGGGAAUGGUUCUUCUAUUCAAAUGGGUAGUGGAAAGAUGACAAGGCUGUCUUUGAUUAAAUUCUGGAAGAAAAAAAAUACAGUGCAUCUUUUUCAAAAUGUAAGCUAAAUCAUGUUUUUUAUAAAAAAAAAUGUUUCUAAUAUUUUUGGUUUAAAUGGUUCUAAGCUCCCUGCUGUAUAUUGUGUCUGCUAAAAUGUGGUUGAUUGUGAAAAUUGCUGUUAAAUUCUGGAUUCCCAUAUUCCUUCAAAUUUGUAUAUUAGCCACCUUAUCUAUUUACUUUGUUUCAUUUUUCAUUGCAUAAUCCUUAUUAGAAAACUUUUAAACAAAUGUAUUUUGUUUUUGGCACAAGGCAUGUAUAUAAUGUGUGAAAACUAAACUUUGGUAAUACACAUUAGCAUGUUUUUGUUUGGUUCUUUUUCAUGUUUAAUUUAUUUGAACUGAAGUUAUUUAAGAGCGAACCACAGUGAAAGUAUGUUUGUAAUUUAAUUUUGGAGAACAAUGGCUUCUUGUGUUUGUGGCGUGCUCUUGGGUGCUACAGAUCAGAAGGAUUUGGUGUUUUAGAAAAUAUGAUUAACAAAAAAAGAAACAUUACAAAACUCAGUGAAACAAAUUAUGGUGUCCCGUACAUUGGCCUUUUUAAAUUGGAAUUCCAUUAAAAGAAAAUAAAAGUUUCACACACACUAAGACAAACAUAACAUAUCCUAGUCAACACCUUCUGUUUCUUUUCAUAUAUCCUUGCCAUUUUUGUUUCAUUACUAUUGGAAGAAUUUUGAUUUACUCUCCUAUGAAAGGGCGAUAAACACUGUGGCCUCUGGAACUAAAGACUUAAAGGCAAGGCACUAAUCUACUAAGAGUGAGCAAAUUAUUACCAAGGGCAAUAAAAUAGUGAGCCCAGCUGUCUCCAAUCCGAUGGCCAAUUUACAUCAUUAUGCAAAUAAGUUCAGCAAGUAAGGUCUUUCUCUGUGUGUUAUAACGCAGGCACUGCUGGAGUGAAUCACAAGUUGGGAAUCAUUAGAUCGAUCACCUCAGUUUUUGCCCCAUUUAGGUUGCGUAUUACAUUUUAAUACGUUAAUUAUUUGUUUUAAAAAGCUUAAGCUUUGCCACAGUUUCCAUAUUUUACUAUUUUAAUGCACUUCAUUCAAUACACCACUAUUUACAGGUUUAACUUCAUCCUCACCACGAACCUUCAGCAGAUCCAGACUAAAGUGUUCUAGACUGCCUCUGGUCUUUAGAAACCUUCUGUAUCACACGUGUGUGUAUAGAUGCAUUUAUCACAAUGAAGUAAUGUCUUGUUCUCUUUUUUUUUUACUUUUCUAUCUAGUUCUUUCCGUUGUGUCUUAAAUCAGUGACGUGCAUUCACAUUUUCUGUUGCUUUACGCCCAUGUAUCCAUCUCAGAAAUAAGAGUGGUCGAACCGAUUUGUUGAUUCUGAAGUCAGAGAAACAGACUGUUUUAUAUUAAAUGAACACUCAUAAAUUACCAUGCCUGCAGUGAUGAGUCGGUGUGUGCAUUAGAAAUGAAACAGGUGCCAUUUACUGAAUUAUGCAUUCUAAUUUGAUGGAUAUUUCUUAGUAAAUGGUGAAAUGUGUUUUGUUUGUCUUUCUGAAAACCACAUGUAAAUAUUUGUUUUGACAUGAUAGUAAUGAGCUAAUUUGUUGCAAAUGGCUUUUUAUGACAGUUAGACCAAACCUGAAUCUUUUUUUAAUUUGUUAUUCUAACAGCCUGGCACAUAUCAACAUGCACUACGUUACUAUGAUAGAAUCAACAGUAGCUCUGUUACAGCUUGGGGUCAGAUAUUAGUUGUAUUUGCUUUUUGUUGUCGGUCGAAACUAAGCUUUAAACUUGUUGCCUUCUUGCUUUCCAACAUAUAUCGGUUAACAUCUACAUCAUGGGCCUCUAAUUUCAUCCUGGCGGCAAGAUUGUAACAGCACUAAUGUAGUUGCAGUACCAUUUUCAUUGAGCUCAAGUCCAUUUUUUAGACUAGUCUCUGUUUGGCACUUUCCUGGCUCCAAACAAACCCACUUUCUUUGACUGAAGGUGGGAGUGGUGCAGCUGAGGUUAUGUGUUUAUGCAGAUCAGGCAGUGCAAUACUGGCAGUAAUUUUGGCAUGUAAUUUCGCACAAUUUUGAGAACAAUUUUCAUUGGUGGUGGCACAUACAGACCUGUGCAAAAUCACAAAAAACACAUUCAUGUAUGCAUGAGUUUUGCCUCUUUCACUGUAAAUGACCUACCUACCUAGUUUGUAAUGGGUUCAAUAAAUGGGUAAAUUCCAGCAGUAUUGUUAUUCACAGCUGCUUAUAGGAUUGUAGGAUCGUUCCCUUUCAGUUAAUUAAACCUGCAGCCAUCAGCAGCAGGAAUCAUGUGCGUGUGUUCUACCUGUAUUAGGCAACAGACAGUAAUAAUAGAAACACAUUUUAUUAUACUACGAGUUACUGCCGAUGUUGACUCACAUCACAAGAUUUCUGUGCAUCCUGAAAUGUAAACUCAACUCAAAAAUCAGAUAUCAGAACAUUCUUGGACGCAUGUUUGGGGAGCUGUUCAUUUGUGCCUUGCAUCUCCGCACCUCCAGUUUGCUUCUUCACCCUCCUACUGCCUCUGCUUUUUUUUUAAAGAGGGAUGAGAUGAGCUGAUGCGAUUGGUGAUUAUUGAGGCUUGUCCAAACUCCACCUGCUGAUACUGCAUUAUGUAUUCAUCCUGCUACAGCCUUUUCACCACACUGCACUGCCACAAGAGCACCUCUGCUCACAAAAUAUUGGAGUCAGUCGGGCACACACAUACACGUACUUGGCCCCAGGUUUACGCUAGCAAUUGUCCCCAGUUUCAGGAAAUUAGAGGCCCUUAUCAACUAAAAAUAUCAACUCUGAAUCCCUGAUUAAAAAGGGGUGAAUAAGAAGGUAAUGGCCACUUUCAGUCAUAAUCUGUCUGAACUAAUUCUUUUUUUAACUGGAUUGGUUUAAAUUGUGUUUAAACUCUUGGUAUUAAUGGUUUUGUUCUCCACGGCAGUGAUGAUAGCAUGACCUGGUCCAGUCCUGUCGCUCCUCCUCUGACCCCUCACAUGUCUUUGCUGUACAGUUUGGCUUCAGUGCACUUCUUUGUUCCUCUGCAAUACUGACACUAGAAUCAAUCAGCCCAAUCUCCAUAUAGUCACAAUGAUGACAGCAACAUCUGAAACAAUCGCAUGUAGUAAUGUUUAAUCUUUUUUUUCCUUUUGAUUAUAUCUGUUUAUUUUAUUUUGCAUCUCAGGAAUAUAUUUCAUUUAGAUAUUUUUUGUUUGUUUGUUUGUUUGUUUUCUGUCUUAAAACAGGGACUUGUGACCACUUCUCACUCUGCUAGUCCCUGAAUGCUGACACCAUGUAUUUUGUUGAGUUUAAGAUUAUCACAACGUUAAUAAAAUUAUUCAGUGAUUCUUCAGUUAUUCUGUCAUCUUGCUGUCAUUGGGAUAUUAGACUUAAGAAAAAGUUUUUUGAUAUGAUCACUGACUUGAAAUACUGACAUCUAGAAAUAUGCUGCAAAUAAUCAUGAGUUUAUAAGUUGUGUUUAUUCACAAUGUUAUCUCAUUUUAGCUUAUGGUAUGUAAGCAGUUCAAUGCUUUUGUCCUCUAUCAUAAUGUUUUCCUUGUAGCAACACACUUUAUGUAUAUCAGUCUUUAGAUGGAAGGAGUUGUAAUGAACUAUCACUCACGAAAUACAAAAUAUCCACAGUAAAGCUCAGCAAAGAUCAGGAUUAGAGCUAUUAGACGCGUUAGUUCAGCUUCUGAUGUACCUUGGUGAAAUAAGGGGUUUUAUAUCAAGCUGUUGAGAGGGCUUGAUUCGAUAUAUAGCACCGUAAUGGAGGUGUUUUUCUCCCAUUGUCUGUGGGAUUUAUUAUAUUUAAUUUAGAGGUUCGUUCUCAUGUAUGAAAUAAAAAUUGUUGAAUAAAUAGUUGCCAGAA
Siniperca chuatsi (mandarin fish) is the source of this 7467-nucleotide messenger RNA. It is a transcript of the gene cadm2a, whose product is annotated as cell adhesion molecule 2a. NCBI's taxonomy places the organism in Eukaryota, Metazoa, Chordata, Actinopteri, Centrarchiformes, Sinipercidae. The coding region runs from base 407 to 1723 and encodes 438 amino acids. The record is from RefSeq and is a predicted model, not a curated record. The transcript has 11 exons.